This is a messenger RNA of Perkinsus marinus ATCC 50983, 1744 nucleotides long. RefSeq lists its product as hypothetical. Gene Ontology annotation, biological process: glutathione biosynthetic process. Gene Ontology annotation, molecular function: ATP binding; glutathione binding; glutathione synthase activity. The record is from RefSeq and is a predicted model, not a curated record. Lineage: Eukaryota; Perkinsozoa; Perkinsida; Perkinsidae. The transcript is spliced from 16 exons. The coding region runs from base 41 to 1588 and encodes 515 amino acids. Gene Ontology annotation, cellular component: cytosol.
AGACUGACGAUUAACUUGUUAUUAAUUCACGUUGUUCCUUAUGCCGGAGUCUGUUAUCACAACACCACCUUUAAAGAAGUUGACCUCAUGGGGGCAGUGGUCCCCUGAGAGGUACGAGCAAUCGCUCAAGGCGAUGGCUAAGGGUGAGGCCACCCUCAGAGGGUGCGGUGCGAUGUUGAGCAGUCUGGGUGUAGCGGUCAUCCCUGAAAGCGACACUAAACCAUUGCAAAGCGCAGUGCUCCCAGUGGCUCUUCUGCCGAGACCAUUUCCCGCUCGCCAGUUUGAGUCGGCAUGGAGACUUGGCAGUGUUAUUACUAAGCUCGUUGAUAAAAUUUCUAUUGACCCACAAUGGCUGGUGAACAGCCUUGAGGAGGUGGCCAAAGCUGAUGACUUUACGAGGAGGUUGCUAGAAAUUUGUCGAGCUGUUUACGUUGAUGGAGGGCGAGACCACACUGAAGAUAUACGGAUUCACCUGAUUCGUCACGAUUACCUUCCUACUACUGUGGGCGACCGUUUGCUGCAAGUUGAAGUUAAUACAGUCUCUGCAGGCUUUGCAGGAAUGGGAACUCAGGUUUCGACCUUCCAUCGAAUGACCGCUUCUGCGGCCUUUGAAGGGUUAAGCCCCACCCAGUUGCCCCCCAGCAAGCCAAUCGCUGAUUUUGCAGCUGCUAUUGCCGAGGCCGUUGCUGCUUACAAUGAGAAAUUCGAUCGGUGCUCGCAUACUAUUUGUAUGAUGGUUGAUGCUCCUGAGGACAACGAGUGCGACCAACGAUUUUUAGAAUCUGUGCUUCUCGCCGACUACGGCAUCAACGUCGAGCGUCGCACUAUGACCGACCUCGCCGUCGCGGCUGUUGUAGAUACCCAGACUGGAGUGGUUUCUAUACCCUCUCUAUUGAAUUCAAAACGGAUGGUCGAAAUUGCCCUUUUUUAUUUCCGGACAGGCUAUGGACCCACUCAGUAUAUUGAUGAUUCGCACUGGGAGCUUCGUGAAAGAUUGGAGAAGAGUAAUGCUGUCAUGUGCCCAUCAGUGCCUCAGCAGCUGACUGGCACUAAAAAAGUGCAACAGCUCUGGUACAGCGAUCCCAGUGUGAUGAGUCGCUUUGGAUUGACACGGGAGGAGGCUGAUAGGAUGCGGGAGCAUUUCGCUGUACAAGUGGACCCCUCGGAGAACAAGGACACUGUCGCUGCGGCGUUGAAGGAUCCGUCGGCCUGGGUGUUGAAGCCUCAACGUGAAGGAGGUGGUCAUAACAUGUACGGCGAUGAGCUUGUGGAAGCCCUCACGACGACUUCUGAUGAAGACCUGAAGCAGUUCGUAUUGAUGGAGAGAAUGCUCCCAGCACCUCUACCCUGCCUAGCUAUCGACGCCCCAGCCAGUCGCGAGGCCUCUAGAGUGGUGCCGAAGAUAAUCUCCAAUGGAGUAUCAGAAUUGGGUAUUUACUCUGCUAUGGUCAUGAAGGGCAACCACAUGGUCAUGGACAAACCUUGCGGCCAUAUGCUCAGGACCAAGGACGUGAACGUAGCCGAGGGUGGCGUUCAUGCGGGCUUCUCCGUCAUCGAUUCGGCACUACUCUUUGAGGGCUCCUUCUAAGAAGACUACUAUCGUUUUACCCAAGACGCUGUUGCUCACUGUUCCUCUAUGCUCUCAGCAUUCCAUCCAUUGAGUCAGGAUUGUUGUAACUGCAUCAAUUGGGCAUUUGUGUAAAAGACACCGCGGUCCUUUCUUGAGGAGAUAUUUAUGCGAACC